Molecule: messenger RNA, 848 nt
Organism: Tuber melanosporum (Perigord truffle)
Lineage: Eukaryota; Fungi; Ascomycota; Pezizomycetes; Pezizales; Tuberaceae
Exons: 1
Coding region: 633-848 (71 amino acids)
Source: RefSeq, a predicted model, not a curated record
AACACAUUCGCUGUCAGCCCAGAGAAUGACAAAAAAUUGAUACUGCUAUUCUUACUGCUCUCUCCCUCCCUCUCCAGACAGACCCCGAUUGGCGGGAAGCGGUAUGGGACUCCAAGAACUCUGCUCCCAAGUCGGUAGAGAAUGAGCUCUCCUCAGCCGAACCACCCAUGCUGCCUCAACCCCCUCCUACACAGCCCCAAUAGUUCUUGCGCCCUCCUAGGAAACCUGUUAUACACCCAAACGGUCAAUUACACCUUUAUUUCACAGCAAACCUGUAUUUCUUCAUUGCCUCUUUUAUUUUCCUCUCUGAUUUACAUUCCCCCUUCCUCGCUACCUCACUAUUCUUAUCCCAUAUGUAAUUACCGAGUCUAUGAUUGCUAGAGGCAAGACCUCUCUUGAUUUACAUGUAGAUAGGCCUUGAUGAAGAGAGUUAGUGCGCUAUUUUCUGCUUAUCCACUUUUUGUUUUCUCUUUUUUUCCCACUUUUUUUCCCCCCCUCCAGCCCCUCCCCCAUUGCUAUCUUAUGGGGGACUGCAAUCUGGUGAUCUGGAGUCGAUGUGAACAAAAACAUUACUACUCCAGGUUUGAUACCCAAACCAGAGCCCAUACUGGAGCGUGAAUGGUAAUUAACCCAUGGAGUCCUCUGGUGGAAUGUGGUGCAUGAUCUCUACGUUUUUGUUUUCUUUCUUUUUGUUCUUCUCGUCAAUUUCCAUUUUUUCCAUUUCAUCUCACACAUUAGGAAUAGAGUAUGAUGCAAUGCUGUUUAUUCCUUGCCCUGGCUUGAAGACCAACCCCCCUCCCUCCUUCUCCACAUUAGUUAUGUUUCUUUCUGCUCAGAACAACCUAUGA